AUGAAACUUGGCCAAGGCUACAACACAUAUGUCCAACAAACAUGCGUAGAAGAUGCGGUCACUAUUACCCCUCAGGAACCUGGUGGCAGUGAAGGUGUAAAAAAGAGCUAUGAUGCGGUCCUGAUUGAAGAUUAUAACCAGCUCACGAGAUCUCUCCAGAUAUCUGGCUCUGCGGCUAUCAGUGGCUGGGGAGCAAGUUUAGAGAUAGACACCACCUUCCUGAAUCGUACCGAGUUUGAAACGAGCGAUAUCACCUAUCAAGUGUUGGUUCAGGGAAAAAAGCAGACAGACGCAUCUAGCAAGGUGGAAUUUAACUGGUAUGAGCCCAGCGAUGCGCACGAAAAGUAUGGGGACAGAUAUAUAGCCGACUUCAUUACUGGAGGUACCUUUUUUGCUAGGAUUUCAAUCAAGGCCGGAAAGAAGCAUAAGACUGAAGAGAUCAAAGCAUCAGCCAAACUUGCUUUCUCCUGCUUUAAGGUAGGAGCGUCAGUUACUACCGAAGUCGAGAGCGCCAUGAAAACGAUAAGUCAGCACAGCGGGACAAACAUUACUAUGCACAGUGAAGGAAGUAGGAAGCAUAUUAGGGGCACCCCGGAAAAUCUUCUAGCACUAAAACGGAAAGCGGAUGAUGCUCUGCUCGGCCAGUACGAGAAGUUACCAAACUUCAAGGAUCAGUUCAAGCCGAUGAACUACUCUUAUGCAACGCAGAAGAGUUGGGAAAUCUUCGAUACAUUCUCUAGAUAUGUAUUUUUCGAGGACAUGAUAGAAAAAGUCCCAAUCAAUAAGUUUGUAAACGGAGCCGAAACAAGGAGAGCCCUUCUCAAUUCCCGGAUAGAUGAAAUGGUUAAGAUACAGGCCAAAGUUCUGAGUGUAAAGGCAGACCCCACCACCGUGAACGAGCCCGGGGAGUUUCAGGAUGCGGAUAGUUUCCGUCUACGAAUUCUUGUAUAUAUAUUCCCCGUGCAAUGUUUGAAUUCUGCUACAUAUACUCGAUUCUCUUUGAAAGUAUUCGACUUUUCUGCUAUGUUGGGCACAACACUCAUCUCUUUUGGCCUUCUGUCGGGAUUUGAGGAAACCGGCCCCAUUCAAUUUUCUACUUCUGGAGAACACGUAUCCAAUUGA
This is a messenger RNA of Morchella sextelata, 1122 nucleotides long. RefSeq lists its product as uncharacterized. Bases 1 to 1122 code for a protein of 373 amino acids. The record is from RefSeq and is a predicted model, not a curated record. Lineage: Eukaryota; Fungi; Ascomycota; Pezizomycetes; Pezizales; Morchellaceae. The transcript has 11 exons.